UAUCGAAGCGCUUCGAUGGACGACCUGUUGCUGAAAGAAAGGAACUUCAACGACGCGUACUACUAUCCGUGUCCUGUGAUCGAUCCAAACAAGAAACAGCAACAGUUGCAGCAGCAGCAGCAGCAGCAACAGCAACAGCAGCAGCAACAGCAACAACAACAACAACAACAACAACUUUUCACGUGUGCGCUUUGCGGCAAAGAGUACACUUGGAUGUACAGCCUGCGUCGACAUCAGCUGCAAUGUGGCAACAAAGAAGCGAGAAACAAGUGUCAUUUUUGCUCGAGAAAAUUUUACAGGCGCGACAGACUGAAAGAACAUUUGCUGGCACAUCAUCCGGAUUUGAUUUAGAGAUUAACGAACGAUAAUACGACCUCUCUGAAAAACUUCGAGUCCCUUCCUAGCGAUUCGAGGGAUACCUUUCGAUCGUGUUCGAACGUUUUGACGUUCCUUUCAAAUUGUACACCCCCUCGUAUAUAUCGUUCGUACCGAUGACGCGAUUGAAUCCGAGAAAAUGUAUUUUUCCC
Molecule: messenger RNA, 527 nt
Organism: Eufriesea mexicana
Lineage: Eukaryota; Metazoa; Arthropoda; Insecta; Hymenoptera; Apidae
Exons: 1
Coding region: 16-351 (111 amino acids)
Source: RefSeq, a predicted model, not a curated record